GGCCCAUUUUCUGUCCUCACCAGUUGCCAACGAAAUGGCUGACUCAGGGCAGUGGUCGGCCUCCCAGCCGAAAAGCCCUCCAGACCUCCUGUGUGGCAUGCCGGCCUUCACCGCCGCCGUCGGCCUCCACCCCCGACGGCCAAGACACAAGUGCUGCCAAUGCCUGAAUCCGAUUAUAUUCGUCAUUGGUUUCGUGAGUUUGUCCCUAGCACACAAGGAGGCACCUGUUCCAUUCCAGUGGUCUCCUCCCGGCCCUCUUCUGGCUCUGACGCCUGCCCUGCAGGAAUUCCCCCCACACUGUUGUUCUCUCUAGCAUCGCUUACGGAGAGACUUAAGGAAACUUAUUCAUAUUUCCAGAAUUCCAGGAUAAUGUCAGACUCUACGGCCAUGGACAAAAGCUGGAUGGACUUAUCUAAUAGGAGUCUUCCUGAAUAUCAGCAAGGAGUUGACCAAUUUAUUCAGUUUGCUUUCAAAGAUUACAAUGCAGACAAAUUCCUCCGAUGCCCAUACAGAAAGUGCAAAAACAAUCACUUCUUUGAUCAGAAUAAUAUAAAGGAACAUCUCUUUAUCCAUGGAGUGCAGAAAGACUACAAAUUAUGGGUCUAUCAUGGAUAAAACGUCCCAGAUUCAGAAGACAGUGGCAAUAUUGAUAUGGAUGAAAAUUAUGAUAACUAUGGUAUGGAUCAGAUGAUGAAUGAUUUUGGAGAACCUAUGGUUGUGAAUAUGGGAUCACUGGGUGGCUCAACACCUGGUUUGAAUGAUGACAUGGAUAACUCUACAGUAACUAACGAAGAAACUAACAAAUUCUACAGACUUCUAGAAGAUGCAGAGCAAGAGUUAUAUCCAGGGUGUGGUACCUUUUCGACACUAGCAUUUAUUGUACAAAUGUUAAAUAUCAAAUACCUCUAUGAUCUAGUGCAAAUGCAAUGGAGGCUCUAUUUUCCAUGUUAUGCAAGGCAUUUCCUAGUAGCAGUAAUGUGCCUAAGUCAUAUAGUGAUGCAAAGAAGACUAUGACAGAUCUUGGAUUGGAUUACACAAAGAUCGAUGCUUGUUUGAAUGAUUGCAUCCUAUAUAGAGGGGCUUAUGAUAAGGCUGAUUCUUGUCCUGUUUGUGGCAUUUCAAGAUGGAAAAAUGAAGGGCAUAAUAAUGUCUCUAAAUCAAGGAGGAGAAGAGUGAAGAAAGUCCCAUAGAAGGUAUUGCGAUACUUCCCAUUGGUACCGAGGUUAAAACGGAUGUACUUGUCUACAAAACUUGCAACACAUAUGCGAUGGCACAAGGAGAAGUUAGUAGAUGAUGGAUAUAAGAGACAUCCUGCUAAUUCAAAAGAAUGGAAGGACUUCGAUGGGAAAUUUUCUUCAUUUGCAUUGGACGCACGGAACAUCCGACUUGGUCUUGCUAGUGAUGGAUUUAACCCAUUUGGAAAUAUGAGUUCUUCAUAUAGCAUCUGGACUGUAGUUCUUGUUAUAUAUAACUUGCCACCUUGGAUGUGCAUGAAAGAUCCAUAUAUGGUGAUGUCUAUGAUAAUUCUUGGCCCAAAAGCACCUGGCAUUAGCACAAAAGGUAAAUAUGCAUGUCCUUCAUGCCACACUGAAACCUGCUACCACAGACUUGUUAAUGGGCACAAAUAUUGUUAUAUGGGACAUCGCCGCUUCUUGCCGAGGCGACAUGUCUGGAGGAACAAUGAUGCUUCUUUUGAUGGCCAAAAGGAAAAGCGAAGUGCUCCAAAACCAUUGUCAGAAGAUGAUAUUAUUUCUCAGUAUGAGAAAUUCGAACAGGUGAAGUUUGGGAAAUCAGGGAAGAAAAGGAAACACUCUAGUACAUUGUAUGGUACUUGAAGGAAAAAGAGUACUUUUUUUUUCCAACUCCCAUAUUGGAGCAAGCUGACUAUAAGGCUGUAACGGACUCAAAAUUUCAGGAAAAUAUUUUGCGAAAUAUUUUAAG
This is a messenger RNA of Oryza sativa Japonica Group (Japanese rice), 1941 nucleotides long. Lineage: Eukaryota; Viridiplantae; Streptophyta; Magnoliopsida; Poales; Poaceae. The record is from RefSeq and is a predicted model, not a curated record.